Molecule: messenger RNA, 408 nt
Organism: Rhipicephalus sanguineus (brown dog tick)
Lineage: Eukaryota; Metazoa; Arthropoda; Arachnida; Ixodida; Ixodidae
Exons: 3
Coding region: 25-408 (127 amino acids)
Biological process (GO): symbiont-mediated perturbation of host defenses
Molecular function (GO): amine binding
Source: RefSeq, a predicted model, not a curated record
AGUGCUAACAGCAAAUAGAGGAAUAUGCGAGCAAGACCUUGCGCCAUGAUCCUGAUUGUCGUUGCAGCGUUGAUUCGUCGGAGUGAUGCCUUUCUUGAUGACAACCCUGCACUUGGAGCCUACCAGGACGAAAGCAAGUGUUUGAACUGGACUGAACCCUGGUAUGUAAUAUACAGAAACUACGAAGUGGAUCCGCUAUUCGGCGACAGCACCCAAUGCGCGAGUGCAAGUGUAGUGACGAGUGACCCGGCCGAGCCAGCAUUUUGGACUAAAGAACAGGGCGAGACCACACGGUUCUUAAAAGAUACCCUGCUGUCAUCACCGGGCUACACAUCGAAAAACUUGGUUCAUGUCCAGAGUGCAGCACCCGGAAAGCAACCAAGCGAGCGUAAGUUCGCAGUUUCAUGA